AUGCCAGAUGCGACAAAUCACGCUGUCAACGGACCUACAAACUUACCGUCGGCAUGCGCUGAUGGAAUUGCUGGGGAGCCGCCGUCAAAGAGGCGUCGACGUGAGUCAGAAGAGCGCCAGCAACGUGAAAUUGGCUUGAUGAGGCAGGGAGAUGGUGCAAACGUACCAAGCUUUGUAGGCAGUGCGAGUGGCAUUUACUUCGUUCGAUCGGUGUACAACGCUUUGGCGAAGUCUCGUGUGCACUUACCGCCUCAAACACCAGAUCAGAAUAUCGUGCCUGGAGAAGAGGAUCAGCUGGAUGAAGCAGUACCUUACAGCUCGAAGAGCCUCUGGUCACCGGAAAGAUCAGAGACAGCCAAUUCUGGACUCUCAACCUUCGAGUUUGAUGACUUGCAAACAUGGAGCGAGAGCUAUUUCGAGAACUGGCACACUGCUUAUCCUUUUGUUCACGCACCUACAAUACUCGAAUAUCUGGAGCAGCAUGUUCGACCAGUCACUCUACCGGAAUUGUGUAAGCAGCGAAGCCCACGCUUCACGAUCAUACGCUCCAUCAUGUCAAUCUCACUUGCCGAUUGUAGGCAGUCGGGACGCAUGUUUGAGAAGCUACUACCUGCAUUUCUCGUUUUCACUUCCUUCAGAGAAGCCAUGGAGAGUGUACAAGACAUGCUGUUCAAGCCAUCUUCUAUCGACGCCCUACAAGCGGUGGUCUCGGUCCAGCUUUUUCUGGUGUCCAUGCUACGUCUCAAUGGAGCAUCAAGACUUGGUGGUAUGAUUGUGCGAAUGGCCUUUCAGCUAGGACUGCACAGGUGUCCUGCGAGAUACGCAGGCUUUGACCGUGAACAAGCUGAACUUCGCCGUCGGUUGUUCUGGACGAUAUACUGUAUGGACCGCUAUCUCUGUCAAUCUCUGGGUCUACCUCUGACCAUUCGUGAUGAUGACGUGGAUGUCUGUUACUUCGACGAUGAGAAACACGAAAUCGAUGGCCGUCACCGAGCAGCCAUGGACGACCGGCUGAGGACUUUGAACUUUCUCACCAAACAUGCUUCGAUCAAAGGACAGAUCGUGGAGCUCCGCAACAAGUCCAUUCACCAACGAACCGCUAACCGAGAUCUUGCUACACUAAUCGGAGCUCGAAUUGGCAAGUGGGCUAACGAUCUCCAGUAUGUCCUAGAUGCUGCGGAUCACGAUGAACCUGGUCAAUUCAGCACGUUACACGAGGUGGUCCUCCUAGUCUCGCAACAUGAACUGAUUAUAUCUCUCAACCGACCUCUACUGGCGCUGGAGAGACAUACACCAGAGUAUAUGGCGGCUCUACAGACCUGUAUCCGUGCCUCUGACACCAUUAUCACCACUCUCUACAGAUACGUCUUUUUCCGACUCGUCCAACGGGGCGAAGGACCAUCUACAGCACCUUUAUUAUGGCCCUCAUUGACUUGGUGUGUGUGGAUGAGUGCAUUUAUCGUGCUUCACGCAGCGAUCGAGGGAGAGAUGCCAAAACACGUUGCGCGGCAUCUUGCAGCCAACAGUGUGGAGAUUCUCAGGCACCUCGCACUACGAGGAAGUGUUUGGCCGAAUGUGUGUGCGGUCGCUAUCAACGAUCUGUUUCUGAGAUUGCUUCUAGACUCCAAUGUCACAACGCCACAGUCGCCGCCAGUGGAAGCGAGUCAUGUAGAGCCGCGGAACGAGACGAAUUUUCAAGAAAAUGCCGCACCAACUACGCAUCGUCCUUUCCGUGACAACCCGCGUCUUUACAAUCGCUUCAGCACGACGAGUGAACAGAACGACCCAUCCAAUCACGCCACGAGUCUGAUAGGACCAUCCCCGUCAACAUCUGAACCACAGCUGUCUAUUCCUUGGCUAUCUGAGGCCGAUGCAGCUGGGGCCACUAGCGACAACAUUUUCGAACAGUUCGAUAUUCCUUUUUGGAUAGGCGAUGACCAGUAUUCUUCGGUCUUGAAUUUCGAUCUCUAG
Messenger RNA from Aureobasidium vineae, 1971 nucleotides. Lineage: Eukaryota; Fungi; Ascomycota; Dothideomycetes; Dothideales; Saccotheciaceae. The record is from the annotation of a GenBank genome assembly.